UUGUAAAUAUGUACCUUUAUUAUUACUGUUACACAGCAUGGGCAGUGCUGCCAUCAUUUCUUCAUGGUUUAUUCCCACAGUUGGAUAAAGAGUGCAAAAAUCUUAGAAGAUGGAUCCUGAAAUACAGAAAAUGAGGGAAGUUGUCCUUGUCUACCUUGACAGAAGUGGUGGCCUUCAGAAAUUUGUGCAUGAUUGCAAAAAAUAUAAUGACUCAAAACAAAGUUAUGCUGUUUAUCGUUUCAUUAUUUCAAUUAAUCCUUCUGACAUUGCUGAAUUGGAUGCAACUCUUGGAAACUAUAUUCUUCAUAAUCCCCUACAAGCUGCACAGAUUUUUCAGUCAGUAUGCUUCAUAGCUAUUAAGACAUUAUCAUUAAUUGAACAAUUGCAGACAGAAGCCCAGAUCAGUAUACUGCUGAAACCAACACACGUGCCACCUUUACCAAGUUAUGUCCUGAGUCUUUCUACAUAUCCCUUUAAUUACACAUCUCAAAGAUUUUACAUGUCUGAAGGGAUAGUGAUUGCAAUGGGAACUGUAACAAAAUACACACAAGGAGCAAGAUUUCUUUGUACUGAGGAAACUUGUCCAUUCUCUGAAGGGUUUAGGUGCAUCAGAGUGCAUUGUCCUGGAGCUACAGAGUCUGCUACAGUGAGGACUGAUUUUGUGUGUAGCUUGUGUUCUUCACCACUGCAGGAAGAUAUGAAAUUUAGAGUACUUGGUGAUAAACAAAUAGUUGAAAUGAUUGAUGCUAAAAUACUGAAUGCUUUGAAAGGAUAUUCCAUUGAUAAAUCACAUUUUAGGAUUCAGGCAUUUACAUUGUUCUUGAGAGAUGAACUGGCCAAUAAAAUGACAAUAGGAAACCACUACAGGAUUAUAGGAAUUCCAGCUUGCGUACAGAAUGGCCUACAAGCAACUGCAUGUAUAGAAGUCAAUAGUGUACAGCUCUAUAAACCAAAUGGUCCUUCUUCUGUCAGUGACAAUUUUAAGUAUCUGCUCUCACUGACUUCAAGUUCAUGCUGGAGAUUUACUGCCAUCCUGGCCAACAUCUUUGCUUCUCAAGUUGUUCCACCAGGAACUUACAAUACUCUUAAACUUGCAGUAUUGCUGAGUCUAGUACAGACAUCUGAAAAAGAAAAUGCAGAUUAUCUGGAUCUCUUGAUUAUGACAAGUGACACACUAGUAAUUGACAGGCUUCUGAAUUACAGUUUAUGUCUUCUGCCCCGUGGCAUACGACACCCACCUUCCAGUGAGAUUUUUCCUUCUGUGUCCAAAGAUAAACACGGAACUGGAAGUGCCAGCAUUCAAGCCUGCAGCGCUGUGCUGGCCAAGGGUGGCGUCUGUUACAUAGGAGACUUAAGUUCAUAUAAAAAGGAUAAACUUGAACUUCUCCAGUCUGUGCUAGAGAGCAGAACAACAACAGUAUUUAUUCCUGGGAAGAAGUAUGGAGAAGAGGCUGACCAACAAGUUACUGUUUCAGUUCAGACCAACUUUUGGUCCUUUGUAGAUGUGGACUCUUCAUCAAAGAAACAUAUACAAAAGGAGAACUUUCUAAUUGGACAGAUGGAUGUGAGUUUGAUUCCAGCUAACCUUGUAGAUGGAUUUGGACUCUUGAUCUACACUGAGUUUCCUUCCUGUCGCCUGUCUUCUCCUGUUGUACAUCAUAUCUUGAAAAAAGCCAUUAAUCCUGAAGCCAUGCUGCACAAAGUCUCACAGCAGUUCAGAACACAGGAUUAUGAGGAGUUUAUUUUGUUUGCUAGGAAUCUUCAUGUUGUACUGAGUUCAGAAGCAGAAAGUCUCAUUCAGGGCUAUUAUCUUGCAAGUCGCAGGGUAAGAAGAGAUUCCAUUCAUGGAUCGACAUUAUCAGCUUCUGCACUAAAAAUUCUGAUUUCACUGGCUAAGGCUCAUGCCAAGCUCAGUUUAAGACAGACAGUACUUGAGGAAGAUGCAGUGAUUGCCAUCUUGUUACUCGAGUCAUCGCUGACCUUAAAACAUGGCACAUCUGCAUUAUGUGUAGCACCAAAUCCUCUAUUUCCAUUUGAACUCAGUGAUGAAAACUCCCUGCAACAGAGAGAUAUUUACCUCAUGCAGUGUCACCAUCAACUGCUGAAGUUUAUUGCUGCCUACAGCCCAGGAAUUCACAUUAACACUCAUGAAGAGUAAAAACUUCACUCUAAGUAAAGCCUGAGGUUUUGGCUUUUUGAGAGGCUGCAGUUAGAAAUAUGAAAUUACUAAAAACUUUAGAAGACAGUUCAGUGAUGUUUUACCAAGGAAUAAAGCAUAGCUAACCAGACUUGAAUUACAAGUUUUGUGAGAUAUUUGAAGGCAGGAGGGAUGUCUUCAUCCUGGAAAUCCAUGGCCAUACCUGGCUAACCAUAACUUCACUUCCUGGCUACCACUCUCCAUUCACAGUUAAUCAAGGAGUAAUUUAGGAUUCAGGAUUUUUAAAAAGACUGCAACUAAAAUUAAACCACCAGUUCAGAAUCCAGUAUUUUAUUUCAGCUGCCUGAAUUCUGCAUUUUUUC
This is a messenger RNA of Cinclus cinclus, 2520 nucleotides long. RefSeq names its product minichromosome maintenance domain containing 2 (gene MCMDC2). Gene Ontology annotation, biological process: double-strand break repair via break-induced replication. Lineage: Eukaryota; Metazoa; Chordata; Aves; Passeriformes; Cinclidae. The transcript has 14 exons. The record is from RefSeq and is a predicted model, not a curated record. The coding region runs from base 110 to 2158 and encodes 682 amino acids. Gene Ontology annotation, molecular function: DNA binding; single-stranded DNA helicase activity; ATP binding.